UAUAGAAGAGUUGGCCGUUUAGAAAUCACUCAAUUUGCUUUACUAAUCUUGAGAAGCUUCUAGUAGCAGUUCAGAAAUCAAUGGCAGGAAAGAGUAAGAUUCUGUUCAUCGGAGGUACAGGAUACAUCGGAAAGUUCAUCGUGGAAGCUAGUGUUAGAGCUGGUCAUGACACCUUUGUGUUGGUCAGAGAAUCCACACUUUCCAAUCCGACCAAAACCAAACUUAUCGAUACUUUCAAGAGUUAUGGUGUCAACUUUAUCCAUGGAGAUUUAUACGAUCAUGAGAGUUUGGUGAAGGCAAUAAAGCAGGUUGAUGUUGUGAUUUCUACUGUAGGUCAUGCUCUUUUAGCUGAUCAGGUCAAGAUCAUUGCUGCUAUCAAGGAAGCUGGCAAUGUCAAGAGAUUCUUUCCUUCUGAAUUUGGGAAUGAUGUCGAUCGUGUCCAUGCUGUUGAGCCAGCUAAAACAGCAUUUAACACUAAAGCUCAAAUUCGCCGGACUAUAGAGGCUGAAGGAAUACCAUUCACUUAUGUGGCCAACUUCUUUUUUGCUGGUUAUUUUCUUCCGAAUUUGGCACAGCCUGGAGCUGCAGGUCCUCCUAGAGACAAAGUUGUCAUCUUAGGAGAUGGCAAUACGAAAGCUGUUUUUAACAAGGAAGAAGACAUUGGUACCUAUACCAUCAAGGCUGUGGAUGAUCCAAAAACACUUAACAAAAUCCUCUAUAUUAGGCCUCCACACAAUAUAAUUACAUUAAAUGUGCUGGUAUCCUUGUGGGAGAAGAGAACUGGAAAGAACCUUGAAAGAAUAUAUGUGCCAGAGGAACAAGUUCUCAAGAACAUUCAAGAGGCCUCAUUUCCAUUGAACGUGGUAUUAUCAAUCUCGCAUGCUGCUUUUGUGAAGGGUGACCACACUAAUUUUGAAAUUGAACCGUCAUUUGGACUAGAGGCAUCAGAGGUUUAUCCUGAUGUUAAAUAUACCCCAGUAGAUGAGAUUCUCAACCAGUAUGUGUGAAUAUUUAGAGUUCCUUGCAAUAGCAUAAGGAGCUUCCUACCUUUCUGUGUACAAUAGUUGUUUUGAGAUUUAAACCAUUUGAGAUAUUUCUCCAUGGGUGCGCUUUAAAGUCCUACUCAGUUUACCUUAGUAUUUUUGCUUGAAGAAAGCAUGCCUCCUAGUUUCAAGCAGGACAGCUUAAUUGUCUGUUUCUGGACACGGUUUUCGGGAAGAUUGUUUUCUCAACUAA
Molecule: messenger RNA, 1236 nt
Organism: Lycium barbarum (goji berry)
Lineage: Eukaryota; Viridiplantae; Streptophyta; Magnoliopsida; Solanales; Solanaceae
Product: isoflavone reductase homolog
Exons: 5
Coding region: 81-1007 (308 amino acids)
Molecular function (GO): oxidoreductase activity
Source: RefSeq, a predicted model, not a curated record